Messenger RNA from Anopheles cruzii, 2235 nucleotides. It is a transcript of the gene mip130, whose product is annotated as protein lin-9 homolog. The record is from RefSeq and is a predicted model, not a curated record. Gene Ontology annotation, cellular component: transcription repressor complex; nucleoplasm. NCBI's taxonomy places the organism in Eukaryota, Metazoa, Arthropoda, Insecta, Diptera, Culicidae. The transcript has a single exon. Gene Ontology annotation, molecular function: DNA binding. Gene Ontology annotation, biological process: DNA-templated transcription; regulation of transcription by RNA polymerase II; regulation of cell cycle. The coding region runs from base 89 to 1852 and encodes 587 amino acids.
AAAUUGAAAAUUUAUCUAAAGUUUGAAACUCUGAUAAUAGCGCCAUCGUGUUUUAUUAUUAGUUCCUAGUGUACGUAAGCUGGAAUUGAUGGAAAGCGACGGAUCACCACCCCCUGCUUUCGGGCCAGCCGCCCUCGGAUUGCACCCGGUUGGGACAAAGUUUCCAACGAGAACUGCUUCGAAAAUGCCAGUUCAGGUGCUCAAUGCCCGUGGAAUGCCAGCCAGAAUAAGGAAGAGAAAUAAGCUGUUCUUCGACGAUAAUAUUGUGAACGACAAAGUUCCUGGCGUCCGUGCGAGUCCGAAGAAAACACCCAUAUCGAGCAAAAAGUCUUCCGUCACCAAGGGCACUCCGGGGAAAUUGCUUGGCAUUAGCCCUCGGAAGUUUGAUCAUUUCUCCCGAUCGAUUCAGAAGAAGAAAUAUUCGUCUCGCUAUGCCAAACUGAAGGACAGCAUGAAGAAACGGAAGAUCGACACGGAAGAAAAAAACAUCAUGCAAUCGAUCAACCCGAUCGCAACAUGGGAGAAAAAGAUGUAUCAAACGUUGGGUUUGCAGAUUAAAAGUCUGUUACGGCUGCGGCGGGCACACUGCUUCGUGUACUACGAAUGGUUUUACAGUGACAUCGACCAGUAUGUGCUCGGAACAGGAUCGCCUUUCCAGCAACUGAUGAAAGAACGCUUCCCACAGUUGAAAACAAACAAUCUAACUCGCGCCGAAUGGAACCGCGUUCGGGCUUCGUUUGGAAAACCAAGAAUAUUUUCUCGCGCCUUUGUAGCACAGGAACGUGCGGAACUGUUUAAAAUGCGCGAAAAAGUGCGCAUCCUUCAGGGAAACAAUCUUUGUGACAUUUCGUUCAGUGAAGGUUUACCGAAAAAUAUUCCACGCCGCAUCGCGGAUGGUACGAGGGUGAUGGCCAGAUUGUACGGAUCAUCCAACGACGGUGUGUUCGACGGGAUAGUUGAAGGAUACGCCGAAGAGGAACGCAGCUACCAGAUUGUAUUUGAUCGGCCGACCAUAAAACCAUGCCUCGUUCCCGACACAGAGGUCAGUUCCGUGACCACGACACCAACGAUUAAGCUGAACAGCAUCACGAAGGACUACAGAGAGGCACUGAAAGGGGCAUCGUUCCACGUAGCGCCACGGAUGACUAAGCGCACUAUACACGAUUUCCAAAAGAGCAGAUUCACGGGAGAUCCCCUGAUUGUGGGGGGUUCGAAGUACAGUGCGAAAAAAGGAAGCUUCCCUGGAGACUACAUUGGAGGCUAUCCCGUCACGUACCUGGAAUUGAUUGUUCGAACCAAGAAAACUGUUUCGGCCAAGCAGAUGAAGCUGCUGCGUUUGCAAAACAUGUCAUCGGAGGCAGAAAUAUACCAGGCGUAUCAAAAUCCGUACCCCGAAGAGUUCAAGCGACGUUACGCGAUGCUGAUCAUAGCGAUCGAGAAGCUCAACCGCGAUCUGGAAAAACAACUGGAGCAGCUUAAAGUGUUGGUAACACAUUUGACACAGGAUCCCGAAAUAGUAGCAAUGAUAAUACCGAGCCGCUUCCGCGAGCAGUGCCGAGAGAAGGCAAAUAAGGUGUUCGAUAAGCACAACAAGGGAAAUGUGAAGAAUGAGCAGAUCGCCGAUUUGAUUAAAAAUCUUGUAACAAUCCUGUAUCUUGCGUCUAGCGUGGGAACGAACGUCACGGAUAUCGCAAUGGAAAUGAGAGGAUGCCUCGCGGAAACAAGGGAGCGUUUGGAACCCGGAAAUGUUUCUAUGUUCAACACAAAUGUUGCCAAUCCUUUCAACUACUUACAGCUGACAAAUGGCAAUGUGCGAGAGGAUGUUAAGGUUAAGAAAGAAAAAGAUUCUUGAAAUGCUACGAUAUGCUUUCAAACCUUCAUUUCUUAGUUCGACCAGAAAACAAGAUAAAUAGCUUCACAAUUAGGACAAGAACAAGAAGAUAUCUUCACCAAACAAUAUUGGAAAAAAUGUUCGUCAUCAACUUUACAAAUGUGUAGCGUCAUAAUAUCAAACAACAGAGGUAUAUUUGAAUCGGAAAUUUAAUUUACGAGACACUGACGAUAACGUCUGUGCAGUCAUUUCUCUCAGGUUUAGUCAUUUAAAUUUUAUGGAACGGAGAAGACGUUGUGGUCCGUAGAUCAUUCGUCUCUGCUGCACAGUUUCAUUGUUUAGAAAACCCACAAAAUGAGUGCUCUGCCACUUGCUAAUAAACGACCGGUUGCAACUUCUAUGUA